AUGCUUAAUCCUCAUUAGUAAUCAAUUAAAGAAAAAGAAUCAAAAAAAAAAAUAACUAAUUUAGAAGAAGUAAAUAAAUACUAAGAAGAAGAAUAUGAAAAAUAAAUUGUCUAAAAUAAUGCAAGGUAUCAGGAAACUAUUAUUAAAUUUAAUUAAGAAAGAAAAGAAUUAGAAGAGUAAAUAGAAGUAUAGAAGAGAGAAAUAAAGGACUAAAAAUCAAAAAUUGAUUUAUCAUAAUUUGAUAUAGCAAAUAUAAAUAAAACAAAAGAGAAAGUUGAAUAGGAAAACUUCGAUUUGAAAUUAGAAAAUUAAUUACUUAAUGAUAAAAUUAAUCAACUUUUAGGUAUAAUUAAUACUUCAACUUUACCUAAUCGUUUCAGUACAACAACUAGAGAUACUAUUAUUUCAUAACCUGAUAAUACUUUCAUGAAUGAACAAAUAAACAAGUUCAGAGAAUAAAUAAAUAAAAUGAGAGAAGAUUUUAAGAAUGAAUUAUAAUAAUUAGAAAAGGAAAAAAAUGAAUUGGAAAAAGAACUUUAAAAAGAAAAAGAAUAAUCUAAUAAGGAACAUAAAUAUUUUUUGGACGAAAUAGAUAAAUCUGUUAGUUUGAAAAAAUAAUUGGAUGCAAAGAAUGAUCAAAUAAAAUAAUUAGAGUAAUAAAUGGAUAAUAGCUAGAAAGUCCUAACAAAUUCUAAUUAUGAAAUAUAAAAAUUGAAGAAUUAAAUAAAAGAUAAAGAUUUUGAAAUAUCAUCAUAAAAUGAAAAUUUUAAUUUAAUAAAAUAGUAAAAUGAAUAUUUAAAAUAAUAAUUACUUAAUCAAAAAAAUUCAAAUAUAACAAACAACAUAUUAUAAGAUAGUAAAUUUUUGGAAUUAGAAUAAGAAUUAAAGAAUCUUAAAAAAAAUUAAUAAGAAAAAAAAGACUAACUUUAAAAGGAAAGAGAAGAAAAUGAAAGAUAAAUAAAGGAGAGAUAAGAGAGAGAUAAAUAAAGGGAUUAAAAAAAUAAAUAAGAAAAUAAAAAAUAAAUAGAGUAAAAAUUUUAAAAGGCAAUAAAAGAGCGAGGUUAAUUAGAUGUCUGCUUUAUUGUUGAUGUUACUGGGUAUUAAAUUUUUUAUUAAAUUAAGAUCUAUGGAUCAUUAUAAAGAUUAAACAAAAAUGUCAGUUUAGUAAUCGUUAUAAAUAAUUAAAAAAGCUACAAAUAGAGAUACAAAUUGGGCAUCCGUAUGUUAUUAAGAUAAAGCAGAAUUAAGACAAUUAGGAAAAUAUUAUGAAUUUCCAUUUUCUAAAGAGUAGGAAAAACUUUAACAAUUUUUUGAUAACAUUGCAUGUGAUGGAGGAGGCGAUGCAGCAGAAGAUAUAAGAGGAGCAAUCAAAUAAGUUUGUAAAUUAAGUUGGCCAAGUAUAUUUAGAAUUGCAAUACUAAUUUGUGAUGCUCCAUGUCAUGGAAAAAAAUAUCAUGAUGGUUGUGGAGAUGAUUAUCCUGAUGAAGAUAUUGAAGAUGCUAUUUAACAAUUGAUUGAUAAGAAUAUCAUUUUAAUAGCACUUAAUUUCACACAUCAUACUUCAAAAAUGUAUAAGGAGAUACAGAAAAUCUAUGAAUCUAAGAAGAAACUAGAAUUAUAUCUCUAUUCAGAUUUACUAAAUAUAAAUUAAAAAGACUUAGCAUCAAUUAUGUCAAGAUUUAUAGGUGAUGCAUCUUAAAUUGCAACCCAAACAAAUAAAAGCGAAACAAAAUCUAAAGAAGGGGUUAAAAUAUAAAAAGAUAUAAGAGUAAGGGAAGGUGCUAUGGAAGCUUUAUGCAAACAGGAAAAUUUUUAUAAUUUUGAAUAAUAACCAAAUGUGAAAACGGUUAAUUCAAAAUUUAAAGUUUUUAGAGUAGAAAUUAAGUAAGAAUAAUUCAAUAAAAAUAUUUAAACAAUAAAUAAUAUAAAAUGUCCAUAAGAUUUUUUAGUUAUAGAAGAAGGAAAUUGGGAUUGUAUUAGAACUGAAAUACCAUUUGCCUUUGGUAUGAUGAAGGAUGUCUUUUUAAUGAAAAAAAUUAAAGACUAUUCUAAUGAUUUAUAUGUCAUCAAAACGCCAAUUGGUAGCAAACCAUAUGAAUCAAUAGAUCUUGCUUUAAAAGAAUGCAGAUCACAUUUGAUUUGUCAGAAACUUAUGAAGAAGUUUGUUGAUGAUUUAUAAUAGUAAAAAUCAGAAAAGUAUGUAAAUAUAGCAAUACCAUCUGUUAUAUAUAGCGACUUUUUAAUUCUCGAAGAAUCUAAAAGUAUUAGUAAUUUUAAUUAAUUUAGAUUCUUUUUGGAUUGCAGAAAGAUUUUUUAAGGGAGAAUUUGUUAAAUAUAAUAAUAAUUAUGGUUAUAUUAAUUCAGAUGAUAAAUUAGAAUUAAAUAAGUUUGCUUAGUCAUUCACAUAUUAUACAUAUUUUAUUAGUGGUGCACAAUACAUGGUAUGUGAUAUUUAAGGAGUUGGUAAUUAUUUCACAGAUCCAGCAAUAAAUACAGAAUAAGGUACAUUUAUAAUUUAAAAAUAAUUAGGAUUUUUUGAUGAUACUGAUAUGGGAAUAGCAGGUUAACAGAUGUAUUUAGUCAAUUAUGAAAAUUGGAAGGAAUUAUUAACAAAGAAGUAUCUAGAAUUAUUGGAUAUGUAUUCAUGA
Messenger RNA from Paramecium pentaurelia, 2648 nucleotides. Lineage: Eukaryota; Ciliophora; Oligohymenophorea; Peniculida; Parameciidae. The record is from the annotation of a GenBank genome assembly.